GGGGCCGACCAACUGUAGGCAAGUGUGUGUGUGUGUUUGUGUGUGGUCGUCUGAACGUAGCACGAAAUGUGGGUCCUCUCAGCAGCUCCACACACACUAACGUGAGACGUGCAAGCUGACGGGCUUUUUUUUGGCUAUUGAAAGUUUUGUUUGGCUCGAUGUUGUUCAUUAAACAUUCCGCUUGUAAAACGCAGUAUUUAUUUCCCAAGAGCAGCCGACCUGGUUUCUUCUAAAGAGUGUCCGCUUCCCCUCCCCUCGAUGAAGCGUUGCGAUGCCCUCUGAUUUUAUAUCCCUCCUUAGCUCGGAUCUCGACCUCAAUUCCCCCAAAUCUCUGUACUCUAAAGAGUCGGUUUAUGACCUCCUCCCUAAAGAGCUCCAGCUCCAGCCAUCGUCCACCCAGACCGAGCCACCCACCAUGAGCCAGAAGAGUGGGGGAGAGCCGGGACCGCCGCCAACUGCAGCCUUGGCCUCAGAUGCCAGCUCUUCCACCUCCAGUCCUUCUGCCUCUUCCUCCCUGGCCAUGGGAGUGCCAUCCACUGGUCCCUCUACCUCGACCUUAGACCAUCUCAAGGUUCCACAGCAUCUCCAGUCCACUGGAGGAGAAGGAGCUGGAGCUUCAGAGAUGCAAGGUGUGGAGGGUGCUGUAUCUGGCCCCAACAGAGGCGGCAGUGGGCAGAACACUGCAUCAGGAGACAUAGGGUCAGGAGUGUUGUCAGGGCUAGGAGCCCAGCAGCCUCAGAACACCCCAUCCAAACGGAGGCCUGUGUUGAGCAUAUCCCCACCACCUGAGGACCUAUUUGACGAUAGCCAGAUGUCUUGUCAAGAGGAGACUACUGUAUCUGCUCCAACUGGUCCAGACUCCGAACACAGCAGCAGCAUGUGGGCUGAUGACUCAGUCUCCAACUUCAGCUUGGUCAGCUCGGUCUCCUACAAUGACAACACAGAGGUGCCCCGCAAAUCCAGAAAACGCACCCCUCGUCAGCGGCCUGGCCCAAAGCCUGCUAAUCCGGAGGACAGCAUGGAUGUGUUUGAUGCCGACAGCGCCAAGGCCCCUCACUUUGUCCUGUCCCAGCUUGGCACAGACAAGACCAGUGCAAUAGGCAGCUCUCUGGAGCCAGGGACCGCAGUAAAGAGUGGGUCACUGUCUGCUCAGUUCCCCCAGAGGAGCGAUGGGAAGGACUUGAAGAUCCUGGUGCAGCCAGAGACCCAGCACAGAGCUCGCUAUCUGACCGAGGGCAGCAGAGGCUCCGUCAAAGACCGCACACAGCAGGGAUUCCCCACUGUCAAGUUGGAGGGUGUGAAUGAUCCAGUUGUGCUGCAGGUGUUUGUAGCAAAUGAUGCAGGCAGAGUGAAGCCUCAUGGUUUCUAUCAGGCGUGCAGAGUGACCGGCCGCAACACCACUGCCUGCAAGGAAGUGGACAUAGAGGGCACCAUUGUUAUUGAGAUCCCUUUGGAGCCUAGCAGUGAUAUGACACUUGCGGUGGACUGUGUAGGCAUUUUGAAGCUGCGUAAUGCAGAUGUGGAGGCCCGUAUUGGUGUUGCAGGAUCGAAGAAAAAGAGCACCCGUGCCAGGCUGGCUUUCAGGGUCAGCAUCCCCCAACCUGAUGGAUCUACCCUCACUCUACAGGUCCCUUCAUCGCCAAUCCUCUGCACCCAGCCAGCGGGAGUGCCAGAGAUCCUGAAGAAGAGUCUUCACAGCUGCUCAGUGAGAGGAGGAGAGGACGUUUUUAUCAUUGGAAAGAACUUCCUCAAAGGAACCAAAGUGAUUUUUCAGGAGAACAUUGCAGAUGACAAUUCCUGGCAAGCCGAGGCCAAGAUUGACAUGGACCUUUUCCAUCAGAACCAUUUGAUAGUGACCGCUCCUCCGUUCCACAACCAGUCAAUCACUUCUCCAGUGUCCGUGGGAAUCUUUGUGAUGACCAAUGCUGGUAGAUCACAUGACGCCCAGCCCUUCAGCUACACUCCAGACUCAGCUGAUAACUCCAAUGCCCGGACGGUAAAAACAGAGGGACCCUCUCUACUCAAGACAUGUAUGUUUGAUGGGCAGAUGAAAUCUAUGUCAUCUGAGCAAACCAACUGCUCUGGUCAGCCUUCCAAACGCCAAGAAGACACACCAAUGGAAGUGUCCAGCAAUCCACCACCCACGGAUGUCUUUAAGCCAUCCCCUGACCCUCUUGUCUCGGUGCAGCAGACCCUAGAGCUCAGCUCCAGUCCCCAUCCAGGGGGGGAAUCCUUUCAGAGUCCGAUGCCCCUACAACCUGAAGAUGUGGAGCUUCCCCAGGCACCCCCUGUGUUCCCCAGCCUAGAGUCUCUCAGUACGAUACAGAAGCAAGACAUUUCCCCCACAACCUCCUUCCCAGUGUCAGGAGACACCACAAUCCCUCCUGUUACACCAGACGUCCCUCAGCAAUUCCUCAGAGAUCCUCAGGACAACCUGCCACCUGAGAAUUCCAACAAUAGCGGAGGGGUUGUUGUUGUUGCCAUGCCCCAAAUAUCAACUCCAUCUCAGCCACAGCCACAACAGUCACAGGCUCCCAUGUUCCCCCAGGAAGGGGUGGCCCAGCUGGAGAGGGCAGUAAGGGAGCUACAAGCCGGAGGUAACACCACGCUCCAGCAGGUGUUUGAGGCGGCUGUAGCCCAGCAGCAACUAAACUCAGUGCUUUAUAGCCCCAACCCCUCUGCAGACUCUCUUCAACAGCACGUCCAAGAAAACAUGAACAGCCUUAGAUUAGGAAACACUGAUAAUUCGAUGUCUACACGGCAACAGCUACAGAUACAAAUGCAACAGCAACAGCAACAACAGCAGCAGCAGCAAAUGCAACAGCAGCAACAACAACAACAAAUACAGCAACAGUUUCAACAGCAUCAACAACUUCAACAACAGCAAAUCCUUGAUAACCUUCAGCACCAACAUGAGCAGCAACAUCUACAGCAGCAGCAGCAAGUCCUUGGCAACAUGCAGAUGCAACAGCAACUAAUACUACAGCCACAGGACCAACAGCAACUGCAACAGCAGCAGCAGCUCAUUGAGAACCUUCAACAGCAGCAACAGUUGCAACAGAAUCAGCAACAGCAAGUCCUGAACAACAUCCAGCUUCAGGAUCAGCAACAGCAAGUCCUGAACAACAUCCAGCUUCAGGAUCAGCAACAGCAAGUCCUGAACAACAUCCAACUUCAGGAUCAGCAACAGCAAGUCCUUAACAACAUCCAACUUCAGGAUCAGCAACAGCAAAAUCAAAUACUGACAAAUUUUCAACAGCAGCAGCAUCUACAGCAGCAGCAGCAGCAGCAGCAUCUACAGCAGCAGCAGCAGCAGCAGCAACAGCAGCAGCAAAAUCAAGCAUUGAGCAACUUACAACAGCAGCAGCAGCAACUACAAGAGCAACAGGUCUUGGAGAAUUUACAGCAGCAGCUUCAGGCUGAGUUGCUCCAGCCACAGAUUCACUCAUCCCCGCAAGUACAGCAGCCAGGGUCCCUCCUUCAACGGGCCGGAGACCUGCUCACCAUCCAGACCAGCUUCCCAACACAGCCUCCAUCCCACACAUCCCCCCCACAACAGCUCUUCCAAUCACCCAGGCCCCUUGCAGAGUCCCAGGGCUCCCAACAGCAGGUCCAGGCUGCCCUGCUCCAGAACACACUGACUGUCCUGACGAGUGGCGUUCUCAACUCAGAGCAGCAGUCGACUGGCUCAGCACUUUACCUGUCCCCAAACCCUCCCCAGCAACAGCAACAACCGCAGCUGGCGUUCAUCUCGUCCAUGAAAACAUCCGCGAGCCAGCCCCAGUCUGUUACAAUGUUUCAGAACCAACCCCAAGCUCAACUCUCCCAAAUGCAGCAGCAGAGCACCCCCAUGGAGGAGCAGCAGUCAGCACAGCAGAACCAGCAACAGCCCCCACAGCUUCCAAUGGGCCAGCAGGGCUCUUUGUUCCAAAGUAUUCCAAACCACUCCCAGGGUAACCCUGUCCCACAGAACCAACUUUCCCAACCCCAGCAGACAGGUUUGCUCCUCUGCACGACAGAUCUUAACCCGCAGGCUAUUCCCCCAACUCUUCUCUUCAGCACCCAGACCCAAGGCCCUUCCCCCAUGGGGAGCAUUAGUGUUGGAAUCCCUCAGCCAGACCCAGCAGAGCCCAUGUCGUUCCAAGACCAGAGCUCUUCAGGCAACAACUCGUCAUCCAAUGAGAACCAACAGCAGAGCUUAUUCCAGGAGCAGCAGCCAAUGCAAGUAGGCUCAAGCUCCAGCAGCGCCCGAAGCAGUCAACCUGUGGAGCUCUUUCUACCGCAGACGUCUCUGUCUGGCCUGCAGAGCACUAUAAGCUCACAGGAGCUAAACAACCAGGCUCCGGCCACUGGCACAACCAUCUUCGUCGUUCAAGGUGGUGUGGGCGUUGUAGCCAGCCCUGGACAGCAGCCACCAGAGCAGCUUUUCCAGACAACUGUGGGCGGGAAUGUGGCUCCUCAAGGACAAACCAACGUGUUUGUGUUUGGCAUCCAGAACGACUCGCCACAGCUGCUCAAUUCCUCCGGACCCACCCUGCCUGCUCAGAGCCAGCCCCAGAACUCCAGUCACAUGCAGCCUCACUUGGAUCAGCCAAUGGCCCAGGCUGCCCCCCCAAUGCAAGCCCCCAUGCACAGCAGCCUACAGAACACUCUACAGGCACAGAUGCAGUCCAGCUUAGAGAACGCCAUGCAGACCAGCCUGCAAAAUGCGAUGCAGACAAACACACAAGCAGCCCUGCAGUCUGGUUUACAGGCAAACAUCGAAACAAGCUUGCCAACUCCAAUGCAGACCAAUCUACAGAUGCAGAUACAGAGCAGCUUGCAUAAUCAGUUGCAGGCAUCAUUAUCUGUAUCAUCCAGCAUGGAUAAAAUCGAGGACCUCCUGGAAAGCCUACAGAAGUAGUGAUAAAUAUUUGGACAAUGUGUUCUCCAAGGAGAGUGAGAGAUAUGUAGCUAGUUAUACAUCCUAACAUCAACAAAGUGGCGGUGCAAGUGUUUUGUGCCAGUGCCGCAAAAUGUAGAAAAUUAAAAUAUUUAAGAAUUAAAUGCCCCCUUUUCCCUAAAACCAAAUUAUGAGCUCAUGUAACCCAUUGUUUUAUGAAAUAUUUAUCAUUCAUUACAGCUUUUCAUUGAUCCAUUCUCCUUGAAUAGAUGAGUCCGUCUUUGUUGUUACCCCUCUUGCAGGAUCAGAGAGGCCCGUAAUGACAGCUUUACCUUUCAGUCUCAGAAAUGCAGUGUUUUGUUGUCAGAGUGUUUUUAACAAUGUGAGCCUAAGAGAUGAUAUUGAUAAAAGUCUAUCAGGUUUUAGUGGGGAAACUGGAAAGGGAUAAAGAAUGUCGGUGAUGUUGAAAUGGGAAAUAGUAAUGUGAUGGAGACUAGGCUGUAAGAGCAGGCGGAGAAGAUAAAACAGUCAGCCAUGGAGUGGAUAUCACAUAGCGCGUAAGUGUCCGAUAUAGGCUGAAUCUCAUUCUGUGAGUGUAUAAACUAAUUUCCCUCGGAGAGAGAGUUGGGGGACAGUUGUGUUAGUCUGUCCGUCGUUUGUGGGACGGCAGCGAAACAGGGGGAAGACAGUCUGGCACAAAAACAGGAGUGAAUAUCGUGAUUCUUUUGUCAUCUUUGCAGAUCUUUUGCAGUUAAUCAACCCCUCGUGUUUGCACAUCUCGGCAGUUUUACUAAAUUAUAUAUAAGGAGCAAAGAUGGUUAGAUUACA
Molecule: messenger RNA, 5710 nt
Organism: Pleuronectes platessa (European plaice)
Lineage: Eukaryota; Metazoa; Chordata; Actinopteri; Pleuronectiformes; Pleuronectidae
Gene: nfat5a
Product: nuclear factor of activated T cells 5a
Exons: 12
Coding region: 272-4903 (1543 amino acids)
Biological process (GO): regulation of transcription by RNA polymerase II; calcineurin-NFAT signaling cascade; cytokine production
Cellular component (GO): transcription regulator complex
Molecular function (GO): DNA-binding transcription factor activity, RNA polymerase II-specific; transcription factor binding; RNA polymerase II cis-regulatory region sequence-specific DNA binding
Source: RefSeq, a predicted model, not a curated record